Messenger RNA from Mycena indigotica, 1602 nucleotides. RefSeq names its product O-methylsterigmatocystin oxidoreductase. NCBI's taxonomy places the organism in Eukaryota, Fungi, Basidiomycota, Agaricomycetes, Agaricales, Mycenaceae. The record is from RefSeq and is a predicted model, not a curated record. Gene Ontology annotation, molecular function: heme binding; iron ion binding; oxidoreductase activity, acting on paired donors, with incorporation or reduction of molecular oxygen. The coding region runs from base 46 to 1602 and encodes 518 amino acids. The transcript has 10 exons.
CAGCGAAAUGCUUGUUCUGAACAUUGGAAUCCUCCCCCGUUCUCGAUGCAAGAUAUUUUCUCGCGGACGACUGCUACGGCCCUUGCGAUACCCGUUGCCGCCUAUAUUGUCGUUCGCUUCUUCCGCCCUCGCCCCCCGCUACCUCCGGGCCCUCGUGGAUGGCCAGUCAUCGGAAACUUGCUCGACAUGCCCAAGGAAGACGCAUGGGUUCACUGGAUCUCCCACAAAGAGACCUACGGCCCAAUAAGCUCUCUGACCGUUCUGGGGUCAACUAUCAUCAUCAUUAGCGACAUGCAAACCACAUUCGACUUACUCGACAAACGCUCUAACAUCUAUUCCGGCCGCCCAACCUUCACAUUUGCCGGCGAUAUGAUUGGUUGGGAUAAACAGCUCAUUCUUUCGCAAUACGGCGAGCGGUUCAGAGCAAUGCGUCUGCUUUUGAAGGGAUUUGUGGGCUCCAAGGCGGCUAUCGUGCCCUUCCAGGCGACCCAGGAGAUCGAGACGCGUUAUUUCUUGGCCCGUCUGCUUGAAAAGCCGGAGACGCUAAUCGCGAAUAUCCGUUUAACUGCAAGUGCCCUGAGCUUGCAAAUGUCACAUGGCUAUCGUAUCGAAACAGAAAAGGUGGACCCUCUCAUCGACCUCGUCGAGACGGCUGCGAAAGAGUUCUAUAUUGCCACAUAUCCCGGUCGUUGGAUCGUUGACGCUAUGCCGUUCUUGAGAUACCUCCCGAGCUGGCUCCCUGGAAUGGGCUGGAAAAAAACCGCGUCGAUCUACAAGGAACACAACUACGCACAAGUCACUAGACCACACGAAUUUGUAAAGCGUCAACUUGCUGAAGGGUCGGCAAGAACGUCUUUUACCGCGGAUGUUCUUAAACGGGAUCCUGACGCUACAACGGAGGAUGCCUUGAUGUGGGCUGCGACGGCUAUCUAUGGCGGAGGCUCGGACCCUUCUUCUGCUGUGCUCGGCGCGUUUUUCCUCAUCAUGCUCCUCCAUCCAGAGGCCCACGACAAAGCACAAGCCGAAAUCGACUCUAUCGUUGGAAAGGACCGGCUACCCACAUUCUCUGACCGAGAACAUCUCCCCUACAUUGAGGCGUUGAUGAAAGAACUCCUCCGCUGGCAUCCUGUCGGUCGCUUAUGUAUCCCGCAUCGAGCCUUGGAGGACGAUAUAUUCAACGGAUACUUCAUUCCAAAGGGAUCUAUCAUUCUCCCACAUAUGUGGCAAAUGUCGCGCGAUACCAAAUACUAUACCGACCCCGAGGCGUUCCGACCGGAGCGGUUCUUGGGUGCUAAUCCUGAACUAGACCCAAAUGUUUAUAUGUUUGGUUUCGGACGGCGUGCGUGUCCGGGACAAGACUUCGCCAAUGCUAUUGUCUAUCUGACUAUUGUCAUGACGUUGUCGGUGUACAACGUGCGAAAGGCCAAGCGGGAGGAUGGGACAGAGAUCGAGCCAGAGGUCAAGUGGGGAACGGGCACUGUGGCUCACCCUGGACCUUUUGAGUAUAGUAUAACGCCACGAUCUCCCGAGGCCGUUGCGCUCAUCACCUCCGUGUACGACGAAUAUCCAUACCCCCCCAGCGACGGGCCCAAAUUGUUGUAA